AAACAACUUUGAAGAAACGAAAAAAAGGAAUUGAUUUAGUAGUUUAUGAGGAAACACUUCACGUAGCAGUCUUCUGGCUGACGAAUAUGUUAAUACUAAUUUACGUUAACGAUACGCGAACGAUUUAACAGUGCCUUGAAGCUGUGCCUAAUCUAUUUUGUUUCAUCUGUGACAGGUCGUUUGAAAAAUUGGAUUUAAUAUGACAAGAUCAGGUCCUCCUAGUGAAAAUAUUCCCACGAUAAAACUCGUAGUAGUUGGCGAUGGCGGCGUGGGAAAGAGCGCGAUCACGAUCCAGUUCUUCCAGAAGCUGUUUGUGACAGACUACGACCCCACCAUCGAGGACUCCUACAUACAGCAUACCGAGGUCGACGGCCAGUGGUGUAUACUUGACGUGCUGGACACGGCGGGGCAGGAGGAGUUCAGCGCGAUGCGGGAACAGUACAUGCGCAAGGGGGACGGCUUCCUGCUCGUCUACUCCGUCACCGACCAGCAGAGCUUCCAGAACAUACGGCACUUCCACACGCAGAUACUGCGGGUUAAGGACCGCGAGACGUACCCGAUGCUGGUGUGCGCGAACAAGGUGGACCUGGUGGCGGCGCGCACGGUGAGCGAGGAGGCGGGGCGCGAGCUCGCGCGCGCUCUCCCCGCCCCCUACAUCGAGACCAGCGCCAAGGAGCCGCCGCUCAACGUCGACGCCGCCUUCCACGAGCUAGUGCGCAUUAUACGUGCGCACCCGCCGCGUGACCGCAAGCCGCGCCGCCGCCGCCGUCCCACGUGCACGCUGCUGUAGGCCUCGCCCCGUCUGUACGCUGGCGUAGGCCCCGCCCCGUCUACACUGGCGUACGCCACGCCCUGUCUGUAGGCUGGUGGACCACAGAAUAAAAUGCGAAGGCUAAGUUUUUACUACCCCGGCCCCGGACUCGCCGAGCGUACGUAAACUACAUCUUUAUAGAAAAAUAGCGCCCCUGGUCGGCUUAAGGUUGGAAAUCUUCUUAUUGACGUUAAGGGGGGGCUAAAUUCUAACAGCACAAACUGCCAAAGAACGUAAUAUGAGGUGUUAAGCUCGGUCGAAGCCGACUACAUUAAUUUCAGCUGUCAUAAUAUACAUACCGCGGUUUUAUUUAUUAAAUUUUUUCAUCGCCGUGUUUAGAAAACUUUGAAAUGUAGUGUCGCUGCGACACGUCGCUUGCUGCAGCUUUUUGUUGCUCGCUACCAAUUUGUACAAUUAGUUAAGGCUUUUAAUUGAAUGCUUUUCCGUUAGCUUAGAUUUUACCGACAAGAUAUAUGUAACUUUGUACUUUACUAUAAUAUUAUGUAAAGUACAGUUUCGAAGUUGU
This is a messenger RNA of Aricia agestis (brown argus), 1337 nucleotides long. Its product is annotated as ras-related protein M-Ras-like. The record is from RefSeq and is a predicted model, not a curated record. Lineage: Eukaryota; Metazoa; Arthropoda; Insecta; Lepidoptera; Lycaenidae. The transcript has 5 exons. Gene Ontology annotation, cellular component: plasma membrane. The coding region runs from base 200 to 790 and encodes 196 amino acids. Gene Ontology annotation, molecular function: GDP binding; GTP binding; GTPase activity. Gene Ontology annotation, biological process: signal transduction.